Messenger RNA from Corythoichthys intestinalis (scribbled pipefish), 5123 nucleotides. Its product is annotated as kinesin-like protein KIF20B. The transcript has 20 exons. Bases 1710 to 4718 code for a protein of 1002 amino acids. Gene Ontology annotation, biological process: microtubule-based movement. The record is from RefSeq and is a predicted model, not a curated record. Gene Ontology annotation, molecular function: microtubule binding; ATP hydrolysis activity; ATP binding. NCBI's taxonomy places the organism in Eukaryota, Metazoa, Chordata, Actinopteri, Syngnathiformes, Syngnathidae. Gene Ontology annotation, cellular component: kinesin complex; nucleus; microtubule.
AUCAACUGGCUAGGCUAGCAAGUAACUUUGCUCAAGAAGAUUUUUCCCUAAAAAUUUUCACGAUCGUGAUUUACCUUUUUUCUCCGACUCCGCCACACAUCAAGGAAACGCCAUGGCAACAUCCAGUCAACGCAGUGAUCUCCCGGCGAAGCGUAAAAAGGCAGAUUCUACUGAUUCGGCUUCAUCGACCGACGAUCUGUUGUUAGCAAGCCCACCCGAAUACACAAAGUCACUACGCGGGGGAAUUGGAUCAAUCGAUAAGAAAAUAUCGAUAGCAUUAGAAAUCCUUCAAGCCGAGAUUAAAGAGUUAAAAGGAACAGAAAUAUCUUUUCGAAUGAAUUCCCUGGAGGUUUAGCGACGAUGUCGUCACGUUAGAAAAGGGAGCGAAAGUUGAAAUCGGUUUGGAGUGAAAUCAGCGCGGUUCAUUUGAAAACUGCGGAGACGGUGCGAGCGAACGUUUUCUGAAAAUUCAUUUGGCUGGCAAAGGUCCGAGAACGAAUUUCGCUCCCCCGGAAACGAGCUCCGCCCACCUUCUGCGUGAAGGCCUGCAGGUUGCGGUCGGCGGUUCCCACCACCACGUUCUUGCCGACCCUCAGCAGGCCGACGGGAUGCGAGGUCAGCUCCACGCGGUAUUUGGCUCUCUCAGAGUCCCUGAGAAAGGACGCCGAGAGCUCGGAAGGACGCCGGGCGAGCCCUCGCCGGCGGAGGCCGACCUACCUGCGGAGGACGUAGAUGUUCCCGUCGCGGCACGCCGCCGUGAUGCGGAACUCCACGUCGAACUGACCCGUCACGUCCAUGGCGGUGGGCGGGGCCGGCAGCGACAUCUGCCGCGCGAAGAAGGACAGAGCGACGGGCGGUCAGACGGAGCGAGAACGACGGACCGGGCGGAAGAAAGACGGAGGCCGCCGAACGACCUUUGCCAGAAUGAUGAAAGCCUCGGGGUCCAGCACGUAAAGAUGGGCGCUCUCGGUGCCGAUCAGCAGGCAGCUGACGCCGUCCUCGUCCGCCGUGCUCUUCUUCAGCGUGGAGAUGCACGUGAUGACCGUCUGCGGAAGAGACGCGCGCGGCGUCACGCGCGAGGCGGAGCGGCGGACGGCCCGAGCGUACCUGUCGUUUGACGGGCUGUUGCCCGUGCAGCCGGACAAAGUCUUCCAGGUUCUCGGCGUCCGUCGACAGGAAGCGGAGCGAGCGCGCGGACAAGGGCGCGUCCGACUUAUUCCUCAGGCUCUCCAACAGCUCCUUGAGGGCCGGGGGGUCGAUGCGGCCCUCCCUCGCCUCCCGCCAGGCGUCCUGCCGACGGCCGCGCCGUCGUCACAAAUUUCUCGGUCGAGGCGGGACGAGCGACCCACCUGCUCCGACUCGUCGACUCCGAGUCCGGGCAGCGUGAACUUGAAGUAGGGUCUGAGGUUCUUGUAGACGUAGACGCAAGAACCGGACGCCACGGCCACGGCGGGGACGCGAGGCUCGUGCAGAUCCAUGAAGAAGGUUACCAGGCCGCACGGGAGGUCCAGCAGGACGCUCUCGCCGCUCAGCGCCGUCCCCUGGUAGACCUUGAGCUUGACGGCCGGCCGGUGACCGCCACCCAGGUCGGCCGCCACCAGCCGGGCGUCCCCGUCCCCGCUCAGGUCGGCCAGCGCCACGCAGGAAGUGAAGCAAAACAAGCAUUGGAGCGGAUGGAUUUUGUUUGACGACGAGACCGGCCGGCGAGGAUGGAUACUUGUUUAGGCGGAAUGCGGCCGGGGCCGGUGCCGGGGCCGGUGCCGGUGGACGACAUCAAGCGAGACCUUCUGGGCGAAUUUUCCGCUCUGUCGAAAGAGGAUGAAGUUACGAGCCAGUCAGAGAACCUACAGGUCUACCUGAGGGUUCGACCUUUCACGGGAGCGGAGGGCGAGUCGCAGGAAUGCUGCUUGGCCAUCGAGGGGCCGAACACGGUGGUCCUCAAGGCUCCCGGCAACAAGAGCCUUCCGCAAACGGCGCAGAGGUUCACCUUCACCCAGGUCUUCGGUCCGGACGCCGGCCAGAGGCGAGUGUUCGAGGGAUCGGUCCGCGCUUUGGUGCGAGACGUGCUGCACGGACAAAACGCUUUGGUCUUUACCUACGGAGUCACCAACGCCGGGAAGACCUUCACCUUGCUCGGACCGGAGCACGACGGCGGGCUGCUGCCGCGCUGUCUGCGGCUCAUCUUCGACAGCGCGGAAGGUCGCCUGUACGCCGGCGGCGACCUGAAACCUCACCGCUGUCGAGAUUUCAGCCGACUGACUCCGGAGCGGCAGAAAGCCGAGAGCGCCCUGAAAAAGAGUCUGCUGGGAACCGUGCAAGAGAAUGACAAAAGCGGGACAUCCGCCCGAUGGACUUCGCUUGACGCCUCUUCCCUGAGCUCCGAUGGCGGCGCGGGGAGCGACCGCUUCUUUCCGGACGUCCCCGCAGACGUUCGCUUCUCCGUCUGGGUCUCCUACUGCGAAAUUUACAACGACAACAUUCACGACCUGUUGGAGCAGGUAACGCCCGUGCGCGUGCGCGUCCCCGACGGUUUGACGGGUCGAAUCCCUCGUCUUCAGGUCCCCUGCGGAAACGGCAAGAGGACGGCACUUCGUCUGUCUCAGGACGUCAAAGGGAACCCCUUCAUCAAGGAUGUGAAGUGGAUCCAAGUGAGCGGCUCCGAGGAGGCCUUCAAAAUCGUCAAGAUCGGCAGGAAGAACCAAAGUUUGGCUUCCACCAGACUCAACCGGCAGUCCAGCAGGAGCCACAGCAUCUUCUCCGUCAGGAUCCUGCGCGUGGACUCUUCGGCCGCGGAGGGCCGAUUCCUGGGCGUCGGCGAGCUGGCCUUGUGCGACCUGGCCGGCUCGGAGCGCUGCUCGCGUACUCGCAAUACGGGCGAACGGCUGAAGGAGGCGGGAAACAUCAACGGCUCGCUGCUGGCGCUGGGCAAAUGCAUCGGCGCCAUGCGGCUCAAGCGGAACGCCGGCCGGCGCGACAACAGGUUCCCGCAUCACGUCCCCUUCCGGGAGUCCAAGCUGACCCACUUCCUGCAGCAGUUCCUCAGCGGCGGCGCCGGCAAGGUGUCCAUGGUGGUCAACGUCAACCAGGACGCCUCGUGCGCCGACGAGACGCUCAACGUCCUCAAGUUCUCCGCCCUGGCCCAGAAGGUGACGGUGUCGUACCCGAAGCCGGCCGGCCCGGACCGCGCCGCCGUCAGGUCGGCCGCCGAAGUGUCCGUCCUCAUCGACGAAGCCGACCGGCGCGGGGCCGCCUCGGCGCGGGGACGAAAAACGUCCUCGGCGUCCUGGGAGACCAGCCUGGAGGAUCUGGCGGAGAACGACGAAGAGGAGACGGAGGCCACGGUGCUCGGAGCGGACGAGGAUGACGACGUACUCUUUCCCGCCGCCGAGCGGCCGACUGACCGGGCGGCGGCGCGUCUGGUACUGGAAGCUCAGAUCAGAGAGGAGGUGUGCGCCCAGUUCACCGAGAUUUUCCACAAGAUGGAGAAAGACUACAGAGAGCGACUGGAGAGGGAGCGAGACAUCCUGGAAGAGCGAGCCAACGCGCGGCUGGAGAUCCUCAAGAACCUCCUCGGCGCCGAGAAAUCGCGGGCCGCGCAGACGGCGGAAUCCGCGAUCGGCUCGGUCGGGGAAGAUCCGAAGAGCCGAGAGGACGCCGAGAGCGCGCGACGACAACUGCUGCUGGCCGAUCAGGACCAGGAUGAGAAAGAAAGGCUCGACGCAGAGGUGAAGCGGCUAAGGGAGGAUAACCUGGAGAAGGACGACGCCAUCUCCAGGCUGCGCGAGGAAGUGCGUCUGCUGACGGGUAAGACGGCGCCGACGGCCGGGACGGGCCGGCGUCUUCAAUUCCCGUUUGCCGCCUCGCCCGGCGUAGAGAAGGAGGACGAGCGAGCGACGGGAGACGACCCGACCCUUGCCGACCAAAUACUUGAACUGCAGAUGCAGCGUAAUGAUCCUGUCCACCAGGUGCGCUCGCUGCAGUCCAAACUACGGCAGGAAGCGGAGGGAGCCGCCGUCGCCCCGCGCCGACCCGAUGACGGGCGCCCCGACGCCUUCCGCGCCAACAUGGCCCGAGUGCGGGAGGAGUGGGAGGCGGACGCGGAGAGCUCCGCCCGCAAAUCCCGAAUCAUCCGGGAAAUCACGCAGGAAAAGCUGGCCAGCGAUCAGAGGUGCGAGCGUCUGGCGGAAGAAUUAGCGGAGCGGGAAGCGGAUUACUCCCGCCGCCUCGAGGAACUGAGGGCGGAGCUCCGGCGACGGGACCGGACGGAGCCGGACCGCCGGCGAGAACCGGAGCACCUCGAGGAGAAGGCGGAGACGCCGGCGGAGGAAUCCGAGAAACCCCACGUAACGCCCGAUGCCUCCCGAUCAAAAACCGCGGGUGGGAAAAGGAAAAGCUCCCAAGUCGAGGGCUUGUCCUCGAGCAGCGCCAAGCGAAAGAAGCCGGCGGACGUCACCGGCGCGGCACGGGUGAGACGUGCCGCCGAUCGGUCGGCCUCGUUUGCCGCUCCUUCAUUUUUUCAAAUCCCCGAGGCCCCCUACCAGGUCCCGGCGCCGCGCUCCAAAUCUCGACGAGGACGGAGGAAGCUUUACGGGAAGGAAACUGCCGCGCCGCUCGCGAUUUCGCCGGACGCGACAUGCGCGACGGGAGGCGCGGAGCAAAAGGAAAGCGAUCACACGAUCAUCAAGCGCAAGUUGCGCUCCAAAGCCGCGAGAAUGUGAUUGAUUUUGUCAACUGAAAAUGGCCGAAAGCUCGGCGACCUUCCGGGAGGGCAAAUGAAGCUUCGCCGCCAUUGAUGGCUCUGGACGGCCGGGGGACAUCAUUUGGAUCGGACGUCUCAUCUGAAACGGCCAAAGACCCGCCAUCCUUGGAAGCCUUCGCCGCCGGCCAGCCGGCCGGCCAAAACGCGUUGAGUGCCCGGUUCAAACGGAAGCACUGAAACUUUUUUCCAAUUUUAUUUAAAGGGAUAUAUGUCAAUCACAGGCAUCCUCUUGGAAAAUGUUCUUUCUUCCUAGUUGUGCACUCUUAUUUUCCGACAUCAAAAAUCCACGCUCCUCCGUCAUCCUUGUCCAACGAGAUAAAUGUGAAAAUGGUUACUGGUUAUCUUUACAAAAUAAAUGUUGAAU